Apis florea (little honeybee) is the source of this 881-nucleotide messenger RNA. RefSeq lists its product as uncharacterized. Lineage: Eukaryota; Metazoa; Arthropoda; Insecta; Hymenoptera; Apidae. Gene Ontology annotation, cellular component: extracellular region. Gene Ontology annotation, molecular function: chitin binding. The record is from RefSeq and is a predicted model, not a curated record.
GUUAAUAAAAUUUGUCAGUUUUCAAACGAUAACGUAUGUAAGUUCAUAAAUUUAAUGAUUACGUGUUAAAAUGACCGGUUUAUAUAUAUUAUUCUUUGCCAUGCUUAUGGCAACAGCAAAUACACUAAAUUUCAAAUUAUCCAGUGAUUGUGUCCCAAAUUCGAACUGUCCAUUAAAUGACAUUGGCUAUGCAGUUCAUCUUCCUGAUCGUAGCAACUGCCACAAAUUUUUUAAAUGUACAAGAGGAAUGGCAUGUUCAAAGGAAUGCCCACACUAUGGAAAUGGAAAUCAAUUAGUCUUUAAUCCGAAAGAAGAAGUUUGCGAUUGGCCAUUUAACGUCCCGAAUCUACCAAAUUGCGUUUAUCCAGGGCAAUCAAGUGCGGCAGAAACGACGAAACCGACAACUAUUAAAACAGAAACGGCGAUCUCAACAACUACUUCAACAAAAACGACAACACCGUCAACUACUUCAACAGAAACAGCGACAAGUUGUAAAGGCAGAAAAUACUCGGAGGAUAAAACGGAUUGCAGAUACUAUUGGGUAUACGAUUGCGAAAGUAAAAGAAAAUGGAGAGAUAAAUGCGCAGAAGGACUCAUUUUUAAUCCGAAAAUCGCAACUUGCGACAGAGCAUCGAAUUUUCCUUGUUCAACGACAAGUCGUCCAAUUCGAAAAUAAACGAUAUAACAAUGGGGAAGAAAAAUUUUCUGGAUUUUGACAAUGCUGUUAAAAUAUAUUGAAACGAUUUCUAGAGAGAGAAAAAUAAUUUCAACAAAAAUUGAUACGUAUUUUACGAAGAUAAUUGUGUUUUUAGAUUAAUUAACGAAUAUUAUUGUGAUAGCAAGAUUUAAAAAAAAAAUAAAAUAUUCAAAAUUGUAUCAAG